AAUAACUUCGAAGUUCAGGUGUAGAAGCGUCUCGUCAUUACUUACAUGAAAUUGACACAUCUGUGCGAACAUAGUUUUAUGUAUUUUUUAUUGGACGAUUCUGAAUUCUGGGGGUGCCAAAACAAACAUCACUGGAAAUGAAGACGUGCUUUUAAGAAGGCUACUUAAGUUUAGACUUUUACCUUCAAAGAUAAAAAAAAAAAAACUUAAUGUUUAUAGCAAUAUUCCUUCAUCUACGUUUUGAAAUACACUUUCAAAAACAGAAGAUUCAAGCGCAGCCACACGAUUGAGCUGCGUUCAUAAGCGUCUCGGAGGAUGCUUUUUAAGGCUUAAAAAUGGCAGGAAUGCAUCCAAGUCUGAAUCUGGUCCUACUUGGAAAAGCAGGAGUUGGGAAAAGUGCAACUGGAAACACAAUCCUGGGACGAGAAGUUUUCAUAUCAAAGAAAAGCUUCACAUCCGUCACACAGGAGGUUGCUGAGGAAUCCAGUAUGGUCUGUGGACGACGGGUCACUGUUUAUGACACACCAGGAUUCCUUGACUCAGAGGAGAGUGAAGAGAAGAUUCAGCAGAUAUAUAAUGUUUUCCAGAAAUGUGAAUCCCAUCCCUGUGUGUUUCUACUGGUGAUCAAAGCUGACAGAUUCACUGAAGAAGAGAGAAAAACUGUGGAGAAGAUUGAGAAGGUUUUGGGAGUAAAGCGCAAAAGAAAAACCUGGAUUCUCUUCACCAGAGGAGAUCAACUAGAGGAAGACGACAUGACGAUAGAAGAAUUCAUCAGUGAUUAUGAAGUGUUGAAGAAACUCCUUCAGGAAUAUGAGCAGAGAUACUGUGUGUUCAACAACACGAAUAGUGGACAUAUUGGACAAGUUCAAGAGCUGUUUACAAAAAUACUUGAAACAAACUGUUACACAACAGUUGCUGAUGGACGCAUUGUAUUAUUGGAUCCUCCUGAAACCACACAGUUUGUCACAAUUGAUGAUGAUGAAGAGACCACAUCUGCUGUGACUGAAUUAGAAAGUGCUGGGAGACCCACAGAGAAUGUAGCUGGGGAUGUUAAUGCAGAUGAGGGUCCAUCUACCUCUACACCUAAUCUUAGCAGUUUGUCUGAAAAGGAGCUGGCUAAGGUCCAUCUAUUAAGGCAAAUUAAAAAAAGUGACAUGGACAUGGACCUUAUACAGCUUCAGCAAGAGGAGAAAAGGCUGGCCAUUAAAAAGACCAAACUUGAAAUCAAAUUAAUGGAGCAUAACCUUAAGGUCAUCUUCAUCAGGACAGGGGGGAUGCCUCUCUCCUCUUAUUGUUGUGGCAAUGUUGUGAAGUACCACACAUGUCACAUCCCCUAUUUGGAGUGA
Messenger RNA from Pimephales promelas (fathead minnow), 1346 nucleotides. NCBI's taxonomy places the organism in Eukaryota, Metazoa, Chordata, Actinopteri, Cypriniformes, Leuciscidae. The record is from RefSeq and is a predicted model, not a curated record.